GAAGAAGAAGAGGAAGAAGAAGAAGAAGAAGAAGAAGACGACGACGAGGAAAAAGAAGAAUAGUCAACAUCAUGGCGGUUGCCGGGAUUAUUGAUGAGCAUGGAAGGUUUCAGCCUAUGUUGGCCUUGCAGGAGUAUAGUAAUACUUCAUUUGGAGGAACUGAUACAGACAUCAACAUCUCAUGCGGGGAAAGCGGCUAUAACACGAUGUCCGACUCCAUCAACCCAACCCCAAAUUCCACACCGACGCCUGGAUCCAUACUCGCGCGCAUAUCGCUCAUGCCAGCUGGUGAGCGACACGGAUUAUCGCACUCUCCAAUUGUUAAAAAGAAGCGACAUGUUUGUACUUUUGAUGGCUGUGUCAGGGCCUACGGGAAAUUGUCUCACCUGAAGUCGCAUAUAAGGACACACACAGGUGAGAAGCCCUACAACUGCACCUGGCCCGACUGUGACAAGAAGUUCUCCCGUUCUGAUGAACAAAUUCGCCACCUGCGGACUCACACAGGCGAGAAACAGUUCCAGUGCCCACUGUGUGCCAUGCGCUUCAUGCGAAGCGACCACCUGCUCAAGCAUGCCCGCCGCCACCCUGGCUUCGAACCGUCCAUGAUCAGCCAUAAGGGUAACCCAAUAAUGGACUAAAGGAGCCUAACGUCACUCCUUAUAGUCCAAGGACAUUACAUGCUCUGUUUUAAGGCGAAUUGGCUCUGGAAGCCAAAACAGCCAAAUACUCAAUCUAAACGUGAAUCGAUUCUCAAUUGCGGUACGGUUCUAGAAACAUAAGUCCCUUAAUUUUCAUAUCACAUCAAAAUAAUUUCACAAAUGCAAAAUACAUACUUACUGUUUUAACUGUAACUGCCUUCGUCCAAUGACUCUUGUGUAAUGUAAUGGAACUGAGUCAUGAUCAAGGGCUACCGUAAGGGGGGAGGUAGGGCCUGGGGUGUAUUCAUUAGUCAGAUUUUGUAGAAAAACGUUUGGUCUGUUGCAAAAGUUUACUCCAAACUGAAAAUGUUUUGCAAUGAAAACAAGUUUCUAUUGGACAAAUUCAGGUAGGCCCCCUCCCUGUUUCAUUCAGUUUGCUUCCGUUUGGUUCCUAGAGUAAACGGUUUCCUUGCAACACGUUUUGCAACAGACCAAACGUUUUGCAAUUGAAUCUGACUAAUGAAUAGACCUCUGGUCAGACCAAUGGAUCUCCACUGGAAGCAGAGGUGCGGGAAAAUGAGAGGAAGAGGUUCUGUAGCCAUACCCUGGUCCCAGGUCUGUCUUAAGACAACUCCUUUGACUAUUGUCAUGAUGCCAUACAUUCAUGUUUGGCUUGACAAGGACCACACGCAGCACAGCAGAGUUGCCUAAAGCACACAUACAGAUGGGACCAGGCUACUGUAGCCUACUUCUCAGAUAACUCAUCUUGUAUUUUGUAUUAUUGAUGAGCAAUACCCACUGGUUAGGUUUCGUUAAUGCUAAGAUAAUAGGUAAUGUUUAAGUUUUGUACGUUUAUAGCUUUUGGUAUAGUGGAGAGAAUAGUAAGAUUACUGUAGAUAGCAAUUGUUUAUGGAAUAGUCCUUAUAUUAGGGAAACUAACUGCUGGUACUGUACUAUAGAUAUGUUAAACUGUUUGUCUGUUAAACUGAGCUCUGAGAGCAAUAAGACAUGCCAUUUUCCAACAAUGGCACUUUGUCAAUAGGUGUUUUCUGAUUCGUUUUUUUUUUAUCGCUUUGGUGCAAUUUUCACAAGUAUGUUGUACAUUUUCACAACGCUUUGUACAAAACUCAAAACAGAUCAUCAAAAAAAGGCAGUUGUUUCAAAACCUUAAGCACAUUAUUCAAUUGACUAAGUACAACACACAAUCAUAGUCAGUUUUUCACCAAACUUAAGUGUUUCAUCUAGAAAUACGUUUCACAUUGGAAUACAUGUUCAUAUAAAGUAAUUGCCUUUCACAAUGCAAUGCUCACAUUACUUUUGAUAUGAUUGUCUUCUCAUUUGUUUAAAUACAUUUAACUAUGACUUAAUCCGACUGCUCUUAAUUGAUAAUCACUUAACCAUUUGGUAAACCUAUAUAAUGUUUUCUCUGCAACAUAUUUUGAGAAUAAUGAAAAUGUAUGUUUGUAAGGUAUGAACAUAUAAAGUAUUAUAUAUAUACUGUAAUGUAAUAUUAUGAUUUUACUUCAGUAAGUUAAAAGAAAUUGGAUAUUGAGAAGAUCAGAGAUGUAUUGUAUGUAAUGCAUCCCCUAUACAGUAAACAUGGAUCCAAAAUGAA
This is a messenger RNA of Coregonus clupeaformis (lake whitefish), 2253 nucleotides long. Its product is annotated as Krueppel-like factor 9. The transcript has 2 exons. The record is from RefSeq and is a predicted model, not a curated record. The coding region runs from base 72 to 638 and encodes 188 amino acids. Gene Ontology annotation, molecular function: RNA polymerase II cis-regulatory region sequence-specific DNA binding; DNA-binding transcription factor activity, RNA polymerase II-specific. Gene Ontology annotation, biological process: regulation of transcription by RNA polymerase II. NCBI's taxonomy places the organism in Eukaryota, Metazoa, Chordata, Actinopteri, Salmoniformes, Salmonidae.